Macrosiphum euphorbiae (potato aphid) is the source of this 1272-nucleotide messenger RNA. The record is from the annotation of a GenBank genome assembly. NCBI's taxonomy places the organism in Eukaryota, Metazoa, Arthropoda, Insecta, Hemiptera, Aphididae.
AUGGCUUCAAAACCAACUACAUCCAAAACCAAGAGUAACACACCAAAAAGAUGUGUAUAUUCUCCAUCCAAAGUUCAGCAAGCAUUGGAUGCAAUUCACAAAGGAAUGAAUACAUCAACAGCAAGCAAGACAUUUAAUGUACCCCGUACUACACUCAGGAGCAAGCUUGAAGGCAAGUCGCCAGUUGAAUCUGUAGGACACGGUGGAGUAACAUCCAUACUUGGAGAUGAAACUGAAGCUUUAUUAGUAGAAUGGGUGCUAACUUGUGCCAAAAUGGGGUUUCCUGUAGAUCGGGAGGGACUGUUAAGUUCAGUUAAGAAACUAGUGGAUGAAUCAGAAAUGAAAACUCCAUUUAUAAAUAAUAGACCAGGUAAAAAAUGGUUUUAUGGAUUUCUGAACCGUCACAAGUGUUUGUCCCAAAAACAUGCUGAGUAUGUGAACAAAGCAAGGGGAUCAGUGACCGAGGAAAAAAUAAGAAAUUGGUUUGAUGAAGUUUCUGAGCUAUUGGGCAAAAAUUUGUAUGUGUUGAACUACCCAGAACGAGUAUUUAACAUGGAUGAAACGUGUUUCUAUUUGGCUCCUAAAGGAGAACUUAUAUUAGGGCCUCGUGGAUGUAAUGUGUAUGAUGAACAGACAAACAACAAUAAAGAAAACAUAACAACACUUUUUGCAGCCAACGCUUUGGGUAAUUGGGCACCCCCUUUAACCAUUUAUAAGUAUGAACGCAUUCCAGCAAAGAUUGCACAGUCUGCUCCUCCAGGAUGGGGGUUAGGCAAGUCUGAAAAUGGUUGGAUGACUGCAGAAACUUUUUUUGAAUACAUGGCAAACAUAUUUGUUCUUUAUCUAAUACAGUCAAAUAUUUCUAGACCAGUUAUUAUAUUCUUAGAUGGCCACAGUUUGCAUCUUAGCUUACAUCUGAGUAGGUUCUGUAGGGAAAAUGGUCUGAUUUUAAUAGCUCUUUAUCCCAAUUCAACUCAUAUCCUACAACCACUUGAUGUAGCAGUAUUUGGACCACUCAAGUCAUCAUGGAAAAGAACUGUGAAGCAAUGGCGAAUCGACAAUGAUAGAGAAAUAAGCAAAUUUGAUAUGCCAACUGCGUUAUCUAACAUCAUGAAUACACCAAAUAUGUCGAAGAAUGUUCAAUCUGGUUUCAGAUCUACUGGCUUAUUACCAUUUAAUCCAUAUAAUGUAGAUUAUACCAAAAUUAUAAUCCGUUCAGUCCCAACACAACAGAACACCUCAACAAAUAAUGAAAUACAAUUGCAUUUGUAA